This is a messenger RNA of Wallemia mellicola CBS 633.66, 2292 nucleotides long. RefSeq lists its product as hypothetical. The coding region runs from base 182 to 2227 and encodes 681 amino acids. Gene Ontology annotation, biological process: ribosomal small subunit export from nucleus; endonucleolytic cleavage in 5'-ETS of tricistronic rRNA transcript (SSU-rRNA, 5.8S rRNA, LSU-rRNA); endonucleolytic cleavage to generate mature 5'-end of SSU-rRNA from (SSU-rRNA, 5.8S rRNA, LSU-rRNA). NCBI's taxonomy places the organism in Eukaryota, Fungi, Basidiomycota, Wallemiomycetes, Wallemiales, Wallemiaceae. The record is from RefSeq and is a predicted model, not a curated record. Gene Ontology annotation, cellular component: preribosome, small subunit precursor; nucleolus; 90S preribosome. Gene Ontology annotation, molecular function: RNA binding. The transcript has 4 exons.
GCCAAAAGAGCAGAUUAGAAAGAGGGCUAAAAGAGUUACAAAAAAGCUUGACGAGCAUCCAGACGAGACACAGCAACCUCAAGAACCUAUAGAGACAGCACCAGAAUGGAUAGUCAACACUCAACAAACUUCUACACCAUUUGGUAUUCUCAACCCAGAUUUGAAAAGUUAUUUGAGGGAUAUGGACAAACGACUUACAAAUGCUAGUCAAGAUGACAGCGAGGAAUACUCCAUGAUGAUAGAAGCAACCUUGUCUGAAAUGUCCUCUCACGAAUUGGCCUUAUCAACCGAUCCAGAAUGCGCUCUCAUGGUUGAACACAUGCUUAAACGCGUAGGCGACUUUGAAAAGAGGGUUUUCGCUGAUGCCUUAAUGGGACAAAUCAACGCUGUGAUUAGUAACAGCUUCGGUAGUCAUGUAAUUGAAACUCUCUUGGAGACAUCUAAAGGAACAAUCAUGAGAGAGAGCAAUGGUGAUAUUGCACAACCUCCAAACCAAGACCCUGAGAGUGUCGGUCAAUUACGUACCUUCACAACGCUCUUGAAUGAUCUUGUUGAAGAAAUCUUACCAUUUGUCGGUGAUUUGAUUCUCAAUCAGAAUGCUACCUACCCAAUUAGGUAUUUACUUCAUUUAUUAUCUGGUGAUACAAGUGAGAAUGUUCUCAAACGUUCAAAGAAAUCAAAAAGUUGGUUAAACAGGAAUGACAAUUUUGAUGCCGUCAAUGAACAACAAUAUGAAGACGAAGAAUAUCGUCCCCCAAAACACUUUAAAGAGUUGUUUAACCGUCUCCGCAAAGCUCUCUUCGAUUCCUUUAGUUCGUCUGCCGAAAUCAGAGCUUUUGGUGUUAGUGAUCAUGGCGCACCUGUCCUUCAACUGCUACUACAAUACGAAAGAAAUAAUGGAGAGAAUGAUAAGACAGACAGCUUCCUUGAUUCAUGGCUUGAUGGUCUGAUUGCCCAACUUCAAUCAUCUGAAGAAACUAAACAAAGUGGACACAUUACUACUACUUUACUUGAUACUACGGCAAGUCAUACAACUGAAACUGCUAUUGAAUGUGCAAGUUCAUCUGUUUUUGAAGAAAUUUGGAAGCUUUACUUUACAGCUAAAGGUGGUACGAGAUGUAUGAAGCACCCUGUUGGUAAUUUCGUCUAUGCUAAAGCGUUGGCGAGACUCGGAACAGACGAGAAUCUCAAUGAAGAGUUCGUUAAUGCCCAAUUAAAUGAAACUAUCUCGUUGAUUCGUGAGAGCGGUAGUAAAUUAAUCAAGACUGGUAGAAGUGGCCCAUUAUUGGCUAUUUCUGAUGUGGUAGUUGCUAGAAAUGUUUUCAAAGAUGAAGUCUUAAGUAUGAUAAUGCAUUGCUUCGGAUUGAGUACGACUAGUACUGCACAAGCAAAGCAUAUUAUACCAUGUAUUUUAGAAAUGAAAAGAUGGAAGUCGUACCGUCGUUUUCAUAAAGAAACAUUCGAGAAUGACGAAGCAGACGAGGAAAGCUCAGGAGAUGAAAGAAAAACGAACAAAAAGAAGAAGAAGGAUAGUGGAGAUGAUGAUAUUUAUACCGUCCCAGGUGCCCAAUUAAUCCAAUCAAUUUAUCAAUACGGCAGUCCAUUAAAUGACAAGAUCAUUGAAUCAGUUAUCAACUUAGACACUGAUAAGCUGUUAGAAAUAUGCGGAUCCUCAUCGGCUUCACGUAUAAUUGAUGGUUUAAUUGAGUCUGAUAAUAUCGCUUUCAAAUAUAAGCAUAAAUUGAGAUUGAAGUUGGUUGGUAAUUACCACUUGAUGGCUGAUAUGCGCGUUGGUAGUAGAGUAGCUGAAAAGAUAUAUGAAACUUCAGAUGGAUACUUUAGAGAAAAGAUCGCAAAUUCAUUAAUUGAACAUGAGGACUAUUUGGCAGGUUCGCCAUAUGGAAAGUAUCUUAGUAGGAAGGUAGACUUAUCAUUAUUUAGAAGAAGGUAUGAUGACUGGAAAGAGAAAACAGCUCAAGAGAUAAAGAAUGCGGGAUUAAAUAAGAUUAACAAUAUCAAAAAGGCACCUAGAGUAUUCAAUGGGAAAUUGGCUAACGAGAUGUUAUCAAUAAAUCAAAGUGAGGAUAAGAGGGGUUCGAAGAGCAGUAAAAAGCGCAAGAAUGCUAGUAACGAAGAUACUACCUCCGGUGAAACAGAAGACAAAGCAGACACUCGCACACGUCAGGAGAAGCGCGAAGAAAAGAGACAAAGAAAAUACGAAAAGUAGAUGUCUAUAUUAUAGAUUAGAGUUUUAAUAAGUUAUUUUUGCAUGAAUAAGGAAUUGGUUAUCCC